GAGGAUGUGAGACUGGCUUAGAGAAAUGAAAGCAAGCAAGCCCUGUUGGUGACACUUGGCACAUUCUCCCUGAGCAUAGCACACCCACCUUGUGCAAGAACCCAGAGCCCCAGGUGCUGACGGCUGACGGCUGCAGGGGGACUGCAGAGAGACCCAGGAAGCCAUGGCAUUCCCAUCGCGAUGUCAGAGUCCUCGAUGGGGCGUGUGGAGCAUCCUCAAGCUGUGGGUCUGGACAGAGCUCUGUUUUGAUUUCCUGACACACCAUGGAGCUCGCUGUUGGACUUACCACCAUUCAGAAAAACCCAUGAACUGGGAAAAUGCUAGAAAGUUCUGCAAGGAAAGUUUCACAGAUUUAGUUGCUAUACAAAAUAAGAGAGAAAUUGAGUAUUUGGAGAAGACACUGCCCAAAAGCCCUACUUACUACUGGAUAGGAAUUCGGAAAAUUGGAGACGUGUGGACGUGGGUGGGAACCAACAAGCCUCUCACUAAAGAAGCAGAGAACUGGGGAACUGGGGAGCCCAACAACAAGAAGAACAAGGAAGACUGCGUGGAGAUCUAUAUCAAGAGGGAAAAGGACUCUGGGAAAUGGAACGACGACGCUUGCCACAAACGAAAGGCAGCUCUCUGCUACACAGCCUCUUGCAAGCCAGAGUCUUGCAGCAGUCAUGGAGAAUGCGUGGAAACCAUCAAUAAUCACACUUGCAGCUGUGACGAGGGGUAUUACGGGCCCCAGUGUCAGUAUGUGGUCCAGUGUGAGCCUUUGCAGGCCCCUGAGCUGGGUACCAUGGACUGCACGCACCCCUUGGGAGACUUCAGCUUCCACUCACAGUGUGCUUUCAACUGUUCUGAGGGAACAGAACUACUCGGUAUUGGAGAAGCACACUGUGGACCAUCUGGAAACUGGUCCUCUCUAGAGCCAACGUGUCAAGUGGCUCAGUGUGAGCCUCUAGCAGCACCUGAUCUGGGCACUAUUGAGUGCAGUCACCCCCUGGCCAACUUCAGCUUUACUUCGGCAUGUACCUUUAACUGCUCGGAAGACACUGACUUAAUCGGGGAGAGAAAAAUUGUCUGCGGACCAUCUGGCAUCUGGUCUAGUCCGAGUCCAAUAUGUCAAAAGACGGACAGAAGUUUCUCACAGAUCAAGGAAGGCAACUAUAAACCCCUCUUCAUUCCGGUGGCUGUCAUGGUUACCGCAUUCUCGGGGCUGGCAUUUAUCAUUUGGCUGGCAAGGCGGUUAAAAAAAGGCAAGAGAUCUCAGAACAGGAUGGACGAUCCAUACUAAUUCAUCCGCUGAGAAAGGAAAUCCAUGAG
Molecule: messenger RNA, 1311 nt
Organism: Acomys russatus (golden spiny mouse)
Lineage: Eukaryota; Metazoa; Chordata; Mammalia; Rodentia; Muridae
Gene: Sell
Product: selectin L
Exons: 9
Coding region: 164-1282 (372 amino acids)
Biological process (GO): leukocyte tethering or rolling; response to cytokine; heterophilic cell-cell adhesion
Cellular component (GO): membrane; external side of plasma membrane
Molecular function (GO): sialic acid binding; oligosaccharide binding
Source: RefSeq, a predicted model, not a curated record